UCUGUUCAUAUCAUCAUCAUUUCAGGAUGUGUGUGGGGAGAAACACAUUUUAUCCUCACCGCAAGACAUCGUUGUACAAGUCUGCACACAUGUGUCGUCUCUGUUAUCUUUUCUUCUCAAUGCUCAUUCAAGUGUGUUCCAGCACCAACAUCGUCAUUGGUACGUUUGGGCAAAAUGUCACUUUGCCCUGUAGGUACAACACACACACUUAUGGAGUGCUGAAUUUUUGUUGGGUACGAGGAAAACUGCCAAGGUUUGGCUGCUCCAACACUCUUCUGGCCUCCCAGGAAGGGGCUUUGUAUUUUAGAUGGUCCCACAGAUACCAGCUGCUACACCGGGUCACAGACGGGGAUAUAUCCUUGACCAUCCUCCAUGCUCAGAGGAAUGAUGCUGGUCUGUAUGGCUGUAGGGUCGAGAUCCCAGGCUGGUUUAAUGACCAAAAAACGUACGCAAAAGUGGUCAUACUGGAAGAUAUAAUGACAACAACCACAGCUGACAGUCAUAGACAAGAUGGCCCAGUGAUGGAUUUUGUCAAAACUGAGGAAAGAUUCAAAGCCGCGCUCGAUGUGGGGAACAUUGGCAGGAUGGUAGCAAUUUUCUUCUUGGCCGUAGUCGUAAUCCUCGUCUUUAUUUACCGGAAAAACUUUGUGCUGAUGCAGACGUCUGAACGUGCAGAGACGGAUUAUGAAAGUGUCCAAAUGCCUGCGUGAUGUGCAGCACAUCAGAAAACGGAGGAGUCUAAUGGCUUGUGUGGGGAUUUGCAGACUGAACAAGUGUCUGCACGCUCUGUGUGUGUGUGUGUGUGUGUGUGUGUGUGUGUGUGUGUGUGUGUGUGUGUGUGUGUGUGUGUGUGUGUGUGUGUGUGUGUGUGUGUGUGUGUGUGUGUGUAUGGACCCUCUCAGAGGGAAAACUAUUGAACUCAUCUAUUGAUCAGUAAGACAAAAAUCACCACAUUCCACAGAAAAGCAGGUUAAAGGUCUAUUUUCAGAUAACAUCAAAAAGAGAAAAGGUUUUGUUUUGGCUGAGAAGCUG
Molecule: messenger RNA, 1032 nt
Organism: Thalassophryne amazonica
Lineage: Eukaryota; Metazoa; Chordata; Actinopteri; Batrachoidiformes; Batrachoididae
Product: hepatitis A virus cellular receptor 1 homolog
Exons: 5
Coding region: 27-710 (227 amino acids)
Source: RefSeq, a predicted model, not a curated record